GCGCUGGAGGCGCAGCUGGCGCAGGUCGGUGGGGCGGCCGACUCGCCGCAGACGCCGCGGAUGAGGUCGGACCCCCAGAGGCACCUCGCCCGGCAGGUGCUGCAGAAGGAGCACAGCUGGGCACAGCGUGUCGGGGCGCUGGAGGCGCGGCUGGCGCAGGUGCAGGCCGAGCACGAGCGCAGCAGCGCCCGCAGGGGGGCCCAGCGCUCGCCCCGAGAGCUCUCGACGCCCCGGGAGCGGCGGCUGCGCCACGCCUUCUC
Prorocentrum cordatum is the source of this 260-nucleotide messenger RNA. NCBI's taxonomy places the organism in Eukaryota, Dinophyceae, Prorocentrales, Prorocentraceae. The record is from the annotation of a GenBank genome assembly.